Messenger RNA from Dendroctonus ponderosae (mountain pine beetle), 2699 nucleotides. RefSeq names its product lysosome-associated membrane glycoprotein 2. The coding region runs from base 348 to 1301 and encodes 317 amino acids. Lineage: Eukaryota; Metazoa; Arthropoda; Insecta; Coleoptera; Curculionidae. Gene Ontology annotation, cellular component: membrane. The record is from RefSeq and is a predicted model, not a curated record. The transcript is spliced from 6 exons.
CCCUGGCGGCUAAACUGUAACCACACCUGAUACUACACUAGGUAACUACACUUGUCACUUAACAACUAAAAUUUUACACUUAUUUUGAUUAGAUAGAGUUUUUAUGAUUAGUUUUGUUUAGUUCUACUCAGCUUUUGCAAGCCUUUAAAUAGAAGGAAACAUAUAAGACGUAAAAACAAAGGUUAAAAUAUGGGAGGUUAGACUUGUACGGUAAUACGCGUUUGAAAAGUUGGCCACCCUGGGGCAACAGUGCUGACAGCCAUCUUUGUUUUCAUGAUCAGUGCAUAUAUCGCUUACUCAUAGUUUUCCGUCGAAUAUCGGGGUUUUAAAGCAGAAUUUAGUGCAAGAUGUUGCUGAAAAGUGUGGUGAUUCUUCUGUGCGUAUCUUGCGCGUUUGCCGUAGACGUGGCUCUUCCUCCACAACCGCCCAAUAUAACAAUUAGUCCUAUACCAGCGCCUACAACUCAAAAACCUACUACAACCAGCUCAUCGUUACCGACUACUAUUACACCAAAGUCUACAACUACUACAACCCCAACAACCCCAACAACCUCGACCACGCACACCCCACCCACAACGCCCACUACACCCACUCCAAAACCCACUCCAAAACCCACGCCCAAACCUGCAGACAAGCCGGCACUCAACAACUACACCGGGAACUACACAGGUUCAAAUAAUAUCUGUUUGUUGGUUAAAGUGGCUAUUCAGCUGGAAGUGCUGAGCAAUAAAACUUCAUCCAAGGUGAAUGUUCCGGAAAAUGUCAAGUACACGGCAGUGUGCCCGUCCAACUCCAGUGAGCAGCUCACGGUUGUUUGGGGAGAAAACAACACCAUUUCCUUUGGAUUCUUCAAGGAAGGCAGUCAGUACGAGAUCAAAUCCAUUAAUGCCACUUUGACCUCAGCUGAUGGCAACGCAACGAACUAUUUCCAUGAGAAGUCCGAGUUUUCGGUACCAGACAAGCUGUCUUACUACUGCAUGAAGGAUCAGGCCUUGAACCUCACCGAUGGACAGAGCAACGUGACCUUGGCUAAGGUGCACCUCAGCAGCUUCCAGUACCAGGCCUUUAUGAACACAACCAGUGCUUCGUAUGCUUCAGUUUGGGAUUGCGACGGAGCCAACACGUCCGACGUCGUGCCUGUAGUGGUCGGGUGCGUACUGGUGAUUCUGGUGGUUCUGGUUCUGGUCGUCUACCUUUUCGGACGUCGCAGAUGCCAAGCUCGUGGUUACCUCUCAAUGUUCGCCGAUGAACGAAGCGAAAGCGACUACAUUCCUAUGAAAACACUGUCCUGCUUUAAGUAAGGCGUCCUGGUUGUUUCCAAUCUUUGUUCCUUAUGCUACUUUUGAUAUUAUUAUUAGGCUGACGACAUUGAGAUGAUCUGGGGGAUUUUCCAAUUCGUUAUCUUAAAUGUUCUUAAACUUUUCUAUGGAUGGUCCACCAAACGCGCCCGGAAAGUUAACGCAUGCUUCGAUACCGUCAAUGUCAAUGUCAUUGGGUGACGUUGCGCUGAACUAAUGACAUUUUUCAAUCAGUAAUUAGUCAAAAAAAUGACGUUCUUUGCCUUUUCAGUAACGUCAAGGCAUGAAUGACGUCAAUCAAGAGAAGCCAAUGCUUUAGCUUUCCUUUAUAGUUGUGUUAUUUUUAGUUUUUAUUGUUCAAGUCUAACGUUUGUUUUUGGAUUGACCAUCCAGCACAAUUUAUCGUUUUACUUACCUUAGUUUUAUCUGAUUUACCUCGACAAAAGCCAGUGCAUUGCACAGUUGGGAUGUCGACGUUAGCCAAAGAACUCCCUGCAACUGUACAAUGCUGUAACUUUAGAGGCCAUUUUUAUACAGGGUGCCCCAUAUUUGAUUACCAUGGGAGCGGGAGGUGGAAAAAGGCAUUUGAGGCAAAUUAGUUGAAAACACUGGAUCUGUAAAAGGCAUUAAAUUUUUUUAAUAGUUUUUUCUUGAAUACUGAGAAAAAUUUUCAAAAAUUUCGUUUUUAUGGCGGACUUUAUAGCUGUUUUUGGGUAUAUUUACUAGGUAAUAAUUUUAUUAUAGUUACCUAAUAAAAAGUAACUCUAAAAAAGUAAGAAAAACCUGCUGCAACUUGAAAGCCAUUUGAAAAAUAAAAAUUUAGCUCAACAAUUUGGUUGCCUGCCUUUUACCAUCCCUUGCUCUGUGUUGGAUUAACUAGGAGCCAUCCUGUAUAUGCAAGGUGUCCCGUAGGCAUAUGAUCAAAAGGGCACUGCGACGUUCUUUGGCUCAAAAGAAGACGAUCUCACUUAAGUUUUGUUAAGAAAAAAUGUCUGGAUCAUCUGCUAUUGAUAACUGAAGCUUUUUGAAGAAGUGUUUUGGUACAAAAACUGCCAGAACUUUAUUUGGAAGCUGGAAUCAACUGAUUUUUUUGAGUGGAUUGAAUGGAUUUUUCUUAUUAAGGCAGGUCAGAUCGUUUUCCUUUGAGCCAAAGAAUGUCGCAGUGCCCUUUUGAUCACGUGCUUUGGACACCCUGUAUUUAUAUCACUAAUUUCCUGUAAUUCUCAUUGAGGAAUCUCGCCCGAUCUCUGGCAAAACCCGUCUGAUUAAGGGAGGAAUUGUGAUAUUAGAUUGAUAAGUAAUGACUGUCGCAUCGAAUGGCUUUGUGUCAGGUUGUGUUUUUUGUCAAGGCAACGAAAUAAGUGUUAAUGUUUCAAGUGAAAAUAGAGACGUUUCUCUGCG